Phyllopteryx taeniolatus (common seadragon) is the source of this 6046-nucleotide messenger RNA. RefSeq names its product F-box and WD repeat domain containing 2 (gene fbxw2). The coding region runs from base 540 to 1583 and encodes 347 amino acids. Lineage: Eukaryota; Metazoa; Chordata; Actinopteri; Syngnathiformes; Syngnathidae. The record is from RefSeq and is a predicted model, not a curated record. The transcript has 7 exons. Gene Ontology annotation, molecular function: protein binding.
UCAUUUUGCUCGGCUGGUACAGUGACGAAUCUGCUCGUGUGUAGAAGAAAAUUGCGAUUCCAAUGAAAACAUCUGCAACAGAAGCCACUCGAAACAGUUCGCUGUUCUUUAAGACAAGAAUGUCGACAUCGCCGAGAGUAUUCCUCUGCACUUGCACAUGAACAUGAGCAUGUAUGAGACGCUACGCCACGAGCUGCAUUAUGUAACGUUUUCUGUCAUUUGUCGUUGUGGCUAACGAUAGCAACGAAGCUAGCUUAGUUUAAAAAGCAUUUCAACUUGAUUAGUUGCAGGUUGCCUUCCAGCAGAAAACUGAAUUCAGUAAAUUCACUGGCAGAAAGGAGGCGAUGAGGAUCUGUGCUGUCCGGCCCAGCCAGAGCCCUGACUUAAACCCAAUUGAGCAUCUCUGGAGAGACCUGAAAAUGCCUGUCCACCAACGUUCACCAUCACCAUCCAGCCUGACAGAACUGGAGAGGAUCUGCAAAGAGGAAUGGCACAGGAUCCCCAAAUCCAGGUAUUGCAGGCUGCUCUCAUGACAACUCAUGGAGAAGACAGAUUUUCAGAGGUGGCUGGAGUCAAUCUCUUCCACUUUCCUAACGCUAAAUGACCAGCAGCGCAACCAGUCUUUGGACCACAUCAUAUUCCUUAGUGGUGCUGCCCAGCUUCGUCAUUUGUCUAAUGGCUUGGAGGCGCUGCUCAAACGGGACUUUCUCCGACUCUUGCCUCUGGAACUGGCUUUCUACUUGCUGCGGUGGUUAGAUCCACAGACUUUACUCACUUGCUGCCUUGUCUGCAAGCAAUGGAAUAAAGUGAUAAAUUCAUGCACAGAAGUGUGGCAGAAUGUUUGUCGGGACCUGGGCUGGAGGAUUGAUGAGUCCAUUCAGGAUGCAUCCCAUUGGAAGGGUGUCUACAUUAAGGCUAAACUGCGGAUGGUACAGCUGAAGGAUCAGAAGGCCUUUGAGACAUCGUCACUCAUUGGCCACAGUGCUCGUGUGUAUGCUCUCUAUUAUAAGGACGGUCUUCUCUGCACAGGAUCUGAUGAUCUCUCUGCAAAAUUAUGGGAUGUACGUACUGGGCAAUGCAUUUAUGGGAUUCAAACUCACACCUGUGCCACAGUGAAGUUUGAUGAACAGAAGCUUGUGACUGGAUCCUUUGAUAACACUAUUGCAUGCUGGGAGUGGAGCACAGGAGCCAAAAUCCAGCAGUUCCGUGGCCACACAGGAGCAGUUUUCAGUGUGGACUACAAUGAUGAGAUGGACAUGCUGGUGAGCGGCUCUGCAGACUUCACUGUGAAGGUCUGGGCUUUGGCAGUCGGUGCCUGUCUCAACACUCUGACUGGACAUACUGAAUGGGUUACCAAGUGCGCCGACUGGAAGAGAACGCGGAACACCAAUGAAGAAGAACCCACAGGUUAUGGAGUACGUAACAAUGGACAAUGUGCUGCGGUUGGGUGGAGUGCCCUCUCCAGGUCGGGGAUAAGAUCCUGCCCCAAGUGGAGGAGUUCAAGUAUCUUGGGGUCUUGUUCACGAGUGAGGGAAGAAUGGAACGGGAGAUCGACAGGCGGAUCGGUGCAGACUCUGCAUUGAUAAGGACUUUGGUACGUUGUGGUGAAGAAGGAGCUAAGCCGAAAAGCAAAUUUCUCAAUUUACGGGUCGAUCUACGUUCCUGUCCUCACCUAUGGUCACGAGCUGUGGGUCGCGACCAAAAGAACAAGAUCGUGGAUACAAGUGGCCGAAAUGAGUUUCCUCCACAGGGUAUCUGGACUCUCCCUCAAAGAUAUGGUGAGAAGCUCGGUCAACCAGGAGGGGCUCAAAGUCGAGCUGCUGCUCCUCCGCAUUGAGAGGAGCCAGAUGAGGUGGCUGGGGCAUCUAAUUAGGAUGCCCCCUGGACACCUCCCUAGUGAGGUGCUCCGGGCACGUCUCCCCGGGGUCUCCCCCCGGGGACAAUCCAGGACACGCUGGAGAGACUAUGUCUCUCGGCUGGCCUGGGAAUCCCACAGGAUCCCACCAGAAGAGCUGGACGAAGUGGCUGGAGAGAGAACAGUCUGGGCUUCCUGCUUAAGCUGCUGCCCCCACAACCUGACCUUGGAUAAGCGGAACAAAAUGGAUUGGUGGAUUGAUGGAUGUUGAUACAAAACAGAUACUUUGAUUUGCAAAAUCAGGAGAUUGUACUUGUAGCCCUAAAGUACUUUUUGUUCUCUUUUUGUUGCUCCCUGUGUUGGAGAGAAGUCAGAUGUUUAAGGUUUUUCACACUGUACUUGCUCAGUGUGAAAGGCCCCACGUAAACGCGCAACGACGAUGACAAUGGGGGUGCAGCCAUCCCAUAUUUGGAAGUGGUAACCUAUGAGCCUACAAAUGGGAGGCUUUCCCCACUGAGUGGACUGCAACUUGGCAAUAUGUAUUUGUCAUUGUUAGAAAAGAAAGCCCUAACUUUGCUUAUUUUAAGGAGGAGGAGGUGACACAGCAGCAAAUACAAAAAUUAAAAAGGGGGGGAGUGGGAGUAUCCAGUACUAAUUUCACUCCUUUCUUGUUGCAGGAAGAGUGCUUCAAGGUGUAUUUCAGGCUGAGCAGGGAGAUUUGAAAGGGAGACGGAAAAUAUUAUGCGUUCCACCAUUUUCCGCUUGCAACUAUUGCAAAAGUUAUGUAUGGACCCUGUUACAAAAUUUCUGCAGCUUGUCAACUCCCAUUGAGCACAAUGGUCCCCAUCAUUCAUGGAUGUAAUACUUUUGGAGCCAUAAGGACUCUGCCUUGGACAGGUUACCCAGGUGAAUGUGUGGAGAUGGGAGCACCUUUCAGAAGGAAACCAUCUCUAUAGCACUCCACCUAUCAUGCCUUUCAGGGUUUGACAUUCAGCCUUUGUGAGUGGUAAGCCAAGUUGUGGUGGCCCUGUCAGAACCAGUGCUGGCUCCGUAUAGUCAUGACAUAUAGUCAGACCUGAACGAGUUCAUGAACUUUCAUUCAUUGCACUCAUUCAUAUUUUGGGUGAACGUGAACUGAACAUCGUGCAUUUCUGGCUGAUGUAUGUUAUUGUGUAUUCGCUCAUUCUGGCAUCUGUGAGUGGUUUUUCAACGGCAAUUCAUUCUUGUGCAUUAGAAUGCCAGGUUUCCUUAGAGACUUCCAGGAGAAAACACUGCUCAACACACAGUAAAUGAGCAUUCAUAUGUAGGGUGGAGGAGGAGAGUGAAAGAGAUGUACCUCGCCCAGCUUUUUUGGAAUGUGUUGCAGCCAUAAAAUUCCAAGUUAAUGAUUAUUUGCUAAAAACAAUCAAGUUGAUCAGUGUGAACAUUAAAUAUCUUGUCUUUGUAGUGUAUUCAAUUACAUAUAGGUUGAACAUGAUUUUCAAAUCAUUGUAUUCUGUUUUUGUUUAUGUUUAACACAACGUCCCAACUUCAUUGGAAUUGGGGUUGUAAAAUGGCAAAUGAUGUGGUCAAUUUUAAAGUGAAUAGGUGUGUCUUGAGUUUGGAUUUGAAGAGGGUUAAUAAGUCUGUGUUUCAGAGGUCAGGUGGUCGGGAGUUCCAAAGACUGAGGGCAAAACGGCUGAAGGCUCUGUCCCCCACGGUGGACAGACGAGCAGAAGGGACGGUGAGAUGGAAUGAAGACGAAGUUCUGAGAGAGUGAGGGUACGGCAACGUGAAGGAGGUCAGCAAGAUAUAUUGGGGCGAGGUCAUUGAUGGCUUUGAAGUGCCAUAUCAGUAUUUUAAAUUGGAUGUGGUAUUGUACAGGGAGCCAGUGGAGUAGCCUUUUUUGGCGAUCCCAGCCAUCAACAGUAACAUGGACGUAUGUGUCAUCAAAAUGUGAUUCAUGCUUGGAGGGGAAAAAAGAGCUUGUGGCGGUUCCCUCAGUCGGGAAAUCUGUGUUAGUUGGCAACAAAUAGUAAGGUAAAUUACUCGUUGCUCGUUCCUGUGUAGCGUAUAUUGGCGUUUGGAUAAACGGAAUUUAUUUAAGAAAUAAAUUAGUCGAAGCAGCGAUGCCUGCGUUGCUUCCGGUUUAGUGUGAUUUGAUGCUUAACGGUAUAAUCAAGCGGUUUUGUAUCGUGAAGGGUGCCACGUCUCUUUUUAUACGUAUAAAAUUUAGGAAAAAGUGACAAAAAAACUAACGGUUGCUACAUUUUAUGAAAUACGAAUCCUGGAUUACAGAGGCUUCAUUUUUAAACUCAAAACACUCGCAAAACACAACAAGGAGUGGAAUUUUAUAGAAUAGUUAAUGAAAUAUACAAGGGAUCAAUAAGGAAACACACAGAGGGGUCUAACUAAAGAAAGAAAACAACACUUAGGGUAAACGAAAAGGUAAGAUAGGACCAAGUGUUGCUGGACUAAAAAUGAGCGUGAAUAGGUAGCACCUUGUUGAGCGACUUUAUAUGAAGCUAGUAUUUUCCCCAAAAUUAUAGGCACUAAUCUUAUACAUUCUAGCAAUGCUUGUGGUGGUACUCACAACCGUAGGUUCAUUGGUCUUUGGGGAUGGUCUUUUCUCCACGCAUCUCAGGAGGAAAACGAAGCAGGUUUGGUUGAAGAAGAAAAAGGAUGCAGAAAAAUAAAACAAAAAGAAGUUGGCCUGUCAGGUGCACUCGUAACUUUCCUGCCAAUUGAACUUGUGGACGGCCCGUGCUUGCUCUCAACUGCGUGCGUGACCGACGGAAUGCCGGUAGUUGCUUGCUGAGGCUCCGCCUACAGAUCACGGCUUGAAAAAAAAAACGAUUGAAGCCGCAUGGCUGGCUUCUUCGAUCGAAAACGCCGCCGUCGGGUUGAGGCGGGCGCUCACGCACUUUUUGGCGCAUGGUAGCACCGGAGGACUACAGAAAAGGAAGGGUGUUGGCCGAAGCCACCCCGUGGCUGAUGAGAUUAGUCAGCCAGGACAGCAGAGAAGCAGGACACGAGAGAAAAACCAGAGAGACAGAAUAGGCGGGAGCCAAAGUUUAAAUAUCCAGGGGGCGUGUCUAAGGGACGUAGAGACUGGAGGAAGACCACACCCAUCAGCUUGAAUCUAGUCUAUAAUUUUGACCCAUAAAAUGGGUUUAAAAAUCAUAUAUUAAUCUAAAACACUCCCAACUUUGUACUCUUACUCAAUAGAUCAAGCAUAUAGAAUGAUUGUGUAAACUUUAGUCUUGGCAGAUCAAUUGCUUAUUGUUCAAUCACAUCGCUGUUUGGCUUCACAUAAAUACAAACAGUUCUCAAAAUCUCGCACCCGCACCUGUAAAGUUAACACACUGACAUAGACAUCAAGGCAUACAUUUGAAUAUUUCUGCAGAGUUCCAGAAAUAUCAAAACAGACAUUUUAUCUUCAGUUAAAGAAAACCUUGAAUGGAAGUCCACCUUGCAGUGACUCUCAAGUACCAGUGGGUGACACCCGUGUCCCAGGAAUUCUUCCUAUUUGGUCGCUAUCUUCAAAAGAAGAAAAGGAGUCUUUUGAAGACUGGAAUCCAGAUUUGACGGGAAGCUGCUAAUUAGGUUAAGGUCCAGCAGGCAUCUUUUCGUGGCAGUCUCGCACAGCAUGGCCGCAGGGAGGAAUGCAUCCAUCCAUCCAUCCAUUUUCUGAGCCGCUUCUCCUCACUAGGGUCGCGGGCGUGCUGGAGCCUAUCCCAGCUGUCAUCGGGCAGGAGGCGGGGUACACCCUGAACUGGUUGCCAGCCAAUCGCAGGGCACAUACAAACAAACAACCAUUCGCACUCAUAGUCAUGCCUACGGGCAAUUUAGAGUCUCCAAUUAAUGCAUGUUUUUGGGAUGUGGGAGGAAACCGGAGUGCCCGGAGAAACCCCACGCAGGCACGGGGAGAACAUGCAAAGUCCACACAGGUGGGGCCGGGGAUUGAACCCGGGUCCUCAGAACUGUGAGGCUGACGCUCUAACCAGUCGUCCACCGUGCCGCCGGGAGGAAUGCAGUUUAUCAAAUUGUUGGUGGGGGAGGAGGUUUUAGCAGCUGGGUCAAAGUCACUACACCUGAUAGGCAUAAGAGCUUUUUCCCUUUGAAUUUCGCUGGGGGGGAUUGAUACUAUGGUGAAGAGAGCAGGUGAAGCAGUUGGCUUGGGAACACUCAUACAAAACCCUAACGGGCACU